Molecule: messenger RNA, 3318 nt
Organism: Oryza brachyantha (malo sina)
Lineage: Eukaryota; Viridiplantae; Streptophyta; Magnoliopsida; Poales; Poaceae
Product: non-lysosomal glucosylceramidase
Exons: 20
Coding region: 174-3029 (951 amino acids)
Biological process (GO): carbohydrate metabolic process; glucosylceramide catabolic process
Cellular component (GO): membrane
Molecular function (GO): beta-glucosidase activity; glucosylceramidase activity
Source: RefSeq, a predicted model, not a curated record
UUCCUCCUCCACCGCCACAAUCUCCACCGCCCCAUUGUCUCCCUAGUCACUCCCUAUACCAACUGCCUCGGAGCGCUCGGCGUCAUCCGCGGCGGAGGGGGUUGGCGCCGCGUGCUCCGUCGGUCCCGCCCUUCGCCGCCUCAUCGGCUCCGGGUUAGUACAAAGGAUUAAAAAUGGUAGAGAAUGGUGUUGCUGAGCAACCAGACGGGGUGUCUCGAAAUAGGCCACGUGCUCAGUUGGAUGAUGAUCCGGUUGGUCCUGGAUACCUUCCAGAGUUGACAUGGGAACACAAGCUCAGCAAUACUGGCUAUGAUUUGCCAUCAUUCAGACUUACAUGGAGAGAGACAUUUCAAUUGGCUGGCCUUGGUUUUCGUCUUGGCCGACACAUCCUUGAAGAAACAUCAAAAGGACGUGCUUCUGUGAUUGAUCCCAUGAAAAAGCGAAUUGCAAAAUCUGGUCAGGGUGUUCCACUUGGCGGCAUUGGUUCAGGAAGCAUUGGAAGGAGCUACAAAGGUGACUUCCAACGAUGGCAAUUGUUUCCAGGAACUUGCGAAGAGAAACCUGUACUGGCAAAUCAAUUUUCUGCAUUCAUUUCCCACAAAGAUGGUAGAAACUAUUCCUCAGUGUUGCAUCCUGGGAAACCAGAUUUUCCAAAAGGAAGUAACAUUUCAGGAAUUGGAUCCUGGGAUUGGAAUAUGAGUGGACAAAAUUCUACGUACCAUGCUCUUUACCCUAGGUCCUGGACGAUAUACAAAGGAGAACCUGAUCCAGAUGUUAACAUAGUGUGUCGUCAAAUUUCUCCAAUUAUUCCACACAAUUAUCAACAUAGCAGCUACCCGGUUGCUGUAUUCACUUUCACAGUUACUAACUCAGGCAAUACCACUGCCGAUGCAACUUUGCUUUUCACAUGGGCUAACUCUGUUGGUGGGAAAUCUGAAUUCACUGGAUAUCACUCCAAUUCCCCUAUGAUAGAAAAGGAUGGUGUUCAUGGCAUUCUGUUACAUCAUAGAACAGCUAAUGGACAGCCACCAGUAACUUUUGCCUUAGCUGCACAAGAGAAAGAAGAUGUUCAUAUCUCUAUAUGCCCUUACUUUGUAAUAUCUGGAAGUUCUGACGAAUUUACAGCAAAGGACAUGUGGAAUCAUGUGAAAGAGAAUGGAUCUUUUGAUCAUCUUGAUCUCAACAAAACAUCGAUGUACUCAAGACCUGGAUCGUCGAUAGGGGCAGCUAUUGCAGCUUCUGUUAAGCUGCCUGCUCAGGCAACCCAGAAUGUAUCAUUUUCACUUUCCUGGGCUUGUCCUGAAGUGAAGUUCUCCAGUGGAAAAACCUACCAUAGGCGUUAUACAAAAUUUUAUGGCACAGAUAGUGAUGCAGCAGCUAGCCUUGCCCAUGAUGCCAUUUUAGAGCACAAUUCUUGGGAAAGGCAAAUUGAGGAGUGGCAGAAUCCUGUUUUGCAAGAUGAGAGGCUUCCUGCGUGGUACCCAGUCACACUUUUCAAUGAAUUAUACUAUCUUAAUGCUGGAGGAACCAUAUGGACUGAUGGAUUGCCACCAAUUCAAAGCUUGACUGCUAUUGGAGAAAAAAAGUUUUCUCUUGACAUGCAGAAUGGGGAGGCUGAUGAUGUCAAUGGGAUAAUCCCACGAAAUAAUACUGCUGGUGACAUCCUUAAUCAAAUGGCUUCAAUACUUGAGAGAAUUCAUGCAUCCAUGGCAUCAAAUUCUGCUAUAGGAACAACUUUACUUCAGGGUGAAGAGAAUAUUGGCCAAUUUCUCUACCUUGAGGGCAUUGAGUAUUAUAUGUGGAACACAUAUGACGUUCAUUUCUAUGCAUCAUUCUCUCUGAUCAUGCUGUUUCCAAAACUUCAGCUCAGCAUUCAGAGGGACUUUGCUGCUGCUGUUAUGAUGCAUGAUCCUGAAAAGCUCAGGAUGUUACAUGAUGGGAAAUGGGCUGCAAGAAAGGUUCUUGGUGCUGUUCCUCAUGAUCUUGGGUUAUACGAUCCCUGGUUCAAAGUGAACGCAUACACACUGUAUAACACAGAUCGUUGGAAGGAUUUGAACCCUAAGUUUGUACUGCAAGUUUAUAGAGAUGUUGUUGCCACGGGUGACAAAUCCUUUGCUCGUGCUGUAUGGCCAUCUGUUUAUAUGGCAAUGGCAUAUAUGGAGCAAUUUGACAGGGAUAAAGAUGGGAUGAUUGAAAAUGAGGAUUUUCCAGAUCAGACGUACGAUGUGUGGUCAAUGGCUGGUAUAAGUGCGUACUGUGGUGGACUUUGGGUGGCCGCUCUUCAAGCUGCGUCAGCCUUGGCACAUGAAGUUGGUGACAAAGCGUCUGAAAGGCUUUUCUGGGACAAGUAUGAGAAGGCUAAGUCUGUCUAUGGCAAGCUGUGGAAUGGUUCUUACUUCAAUUAUGAUGAUGGCGAAAACAUAAUGAGCACAUCUAUCCAAGCAGAUCAACUGGCUGGACAAUGGUAUGCCAAAGCCUGCGGUCUUUUCCCAAUUGUUGACAAGGAUAAGGCACAAAGUGCACUCGAAAAGAUAUAUUCUUUCAAUGUGAUGAAGUUCAAGGAUGGCAAAAGGGGAGCAAUGAAUGGGAUGUGGCCAAAUGGCACCGUGGACAUGUCUGCAAUGCAAUCUAGGGAGAUAUGGCCAGGUGUGACAUAUGCACUUGCUGCAACCAUGAUUCAAGAAGGCAUGGUUGAGAAGGGGUUCAAAACAGCUGAAGGGAUCUAUCAUGCUGCCUGGUCUCCAGAAGGACUUGGGUACUCAUUCCAAACCCCAGAAGCUUGGAACAACGACGACGAGUACCGAUCAUUGUGCUACAUGCGCCCUCUUGCGAUCUGGGCCAUACAGUGGGCACUAUCAGCACCAAAACUCCACAAGGAGGCUCCGGCAGAUAUCCCACAGGAUUCUUUCCCAAAGAACCAGUUCUCGUAUGCAAGGAUUGCGAAGCUGCUGCAGUUGCCUGAAGACGACUCUCCCAAGAGCUUCCUUCGAGUGAUCUAUGAGAUUAUCUGGAGCAGGUAUAAGUCCUGAUCAUAGUGCCAGCCAGAUGCUGAUCCUUGAUGUUGGGUGUCCAUUGGCGAUAUUUUCAUUCUUGAUUUGGGAACAUUUGUGAGCACACUUCAUCAACGUAUAGUUUAUGAUAAUAAAACUGUAUGAAUUAUUAUGGAUAUGUGUGGAGCAUAAUGGUGCAUAUAGCAUUUUCGUGUUCCAGUGCUAUUCAUCGAAAGGGGAAAUAUGUAUGCGAAAUAUCCGUAGAAAUUCUUGACCGGUGUUGCUUGUUUGAUUGGUAGUUUGAUCUAACAUUAUGAACAAUCUUAAA